CCCCAGCAGUUUAUUGUUUUGUUAUUGUUGAAGAUAGAUAUGUGAUACAUAUUAUAACAAUAUUAUCUAUUAAUCCGAGAUAAAGUAUACAGAAACAUGUCUCAUUUCAGUGGAGCCCUCCAAUUAACUGAUUUAGAUGAUUUUAUAACACCUUCUCAAGAGUGCAUUAAACCUGUACAAAUUGAGAAGACUCAAACAACAACUGGAGCAAAAAUAUCUAUAGGAGAAGAUGGAAGCUACAAUCAAAUGGAUGUGUCAGGAUCCUUCCAGAAGUUGGAAAAAGUUGAAAUAACUUUAGCAGAUUGUUUGGCUUGCUCAGGAUGCAUUACUUCAGCAGAAGGUGUUUUGAUUACACAGCAAAGUCAAGAUGAAUUAUUGAGGGUGUUUCAGGAAAACAAGAAAUGUGAUAAAAAUGAGGCCAAAUUAAUAAUUGUUUCAAUAUCAAUUCAACCUAUACUGUCAUUAGCAGUUAGGUAUAAUUUGGCCCCAAAUGAAUGUGCAGCAAGAUUGGCAGGUUACUUUAAACAUUUGGGAGCUGAUAUUGUAGUUGAUAUGAGUUUGGCUGAAGGAUUUGCUGUAUUGGAGAAUCAAAAGGAAUUUCUCAAUAGAUUCAAAAAUGCUCCUAAGACAUUACCUAUGCUUGCUUCAAGUUGUCCAGGUUUUGUUUGCUACGCGGAAAAGACUCAUGGUAAUUUUAUUUUACCAUAUAUUUCAACUGUUAAAUCUCCUCAGCAGAUCAUGGGCAGUUUGUUGAAGAGUACUUUAAGUAAAAAGUGGGAUGGUAAAUUAGUAUAUCAUGUCACUGUCAUGCCUUGUUACGAUAAGAAAUUGGAGGCGUCCAGGAGUGAAUUCUUCGAUGCCGAUAGCCAAACCAGAGAUGUCGAUUGCGUGAUUACGUCGAUUGAAUUGGAACAAAUGUUAACUAGAGAGGGAAUAACUUUACUGGAUAUGCCGAAAUCAACAUACUCUCAGCCAUGGUUAGAUGGUAAUGAGGAGAUCGAGAUUCAAUUGACAAGAAAUUUGGGGUCCGGUUCAGGUGGAUACUCGGAUAACAUUCUAAAGAGAGCGGCCAAGGAGCUAAUUGGCUUGGAGUGCGACGAGAUUGUCUACAAGAAUUUGCGCAAUCCAGAUUUCAAAGAGAUACUCUUGCAGAAUAAUCAAGGAGAGGUUGCUUUGCGUUUCGCCAUCGCUAACGGCUUCAGGAACAUCCAGAACGUCGUGCAGAAACUGAAACGUGGCAAGUGUCACUAUCAUUACAUCGAAGUGAUGGCUUGUCCUUCGGGGUGUCUGAACGGCGGUGCUCAGGCUAGAUCCCAAGACGGGACUCACUCCAAAGAUUUGAUUGUCGCGCUGGAAUUGAUGUAUGAGAAGUUGCCUGUACUGAAUCUUUAUGAGAUCAAUGAAUUUGCUAAGGUUAUAAUUAGCAAGGAGGAGAUGAUGCGCACGGAAUACAAAGCUGUUGAGAAAAUAAACACGGCCUUGAAUAUAAAGUGGUGAUCAGUGAUUAAACAUGUUUGUUU
Molecule: messenger RNA, 1520 nt
Organism: Nicrophorus vespilloides
Lineage: Eukaryota; Metazoa; Arthropoda; Insecta; Coleoptera; Silphidae
Product: probable cytosolic Fe-S cluster assembly factor CPIJ010948
Exons: 5
Coding region: 97-1497 (466 amino acids)
Biological process (GO): iron-sulfur cluster assembly
Cellular component (GO): cytosolic [4Fe-4S] assembly targeting complex
Molecular function (GO): 4 iron, 4 sulfur cluster binding
Source: RefSeq, a predicted model, not a curated record